Messenger RNA from Xyrichtys novacula (pearly razorfish), 17713 nucleotides. The record is from the annotation of a GenBank genome assembly. NCBI's taxonomy places the organism in Eukaryota, Metazoa, Chordata, Actinopteri, Labriformes, Labridae.
AUGAAGUCUUCACAGAGUCGCCCCUCCAGAGUAGGGAGAAACCCCUUCGUCCACGAGCUGAAAUUCACCAUGAGAGAGAAAAUAAAGGUAAGUCAGUUUACGUAAUGAAUCGUAAUGCACAUAUGUAUCAACAAAACUUUUGCUUGACUCUUUGAACGCGUUGUAAUGCGGUGAGUUACUUCAUCCAAACUUCACACGUCAAAGCUAAGAUCUGACUUACACUGUAAUGAUGUCCUGCUCUGAGAACCAUGUGCAGCCAUUAUGUAACAUUACAUGACAUUACUGUUAAAAACUGAAAAGGAAAACAAACAAACAAACCAAAAAUAUUGGAUAGAAGUUGCUUUAAGUUACCAAAGAGUCAGGUUAUAGUAUAAUGUUUUCUUGGAAAUGUGCCUCAUGUUUCAUGCUCUUAAUCAGUAAUCAAAAAGAGCAAUAAACCAAUUCCACAUGUUAGGGCUGGGCGAUAUAAGAAAAAGUUUAUCAUGAUACAUUUUUUUUCUUAUCAGUCGAUAUCCAUAUACUGUAUAUCACAAUAUAAAAAAACAGGUUCAGGUGGUGAAAAAUAUCUGAGGUAUUCCCCGACUUUGCGAGAACAUGUACCCGACAUAAUUUACAGUGCACAUUACUCUGCUUCAUGUCCGACCUUAAAAAAAAGAAAAUACCUCCACACCACCGAUGUUUACAUGCCAGUGUUGUCAACGAUGUCAUCAUCUGUUGAGCCUUCAUCUGCUACCCCGGGCAGCACUAAUAUUUCUUGUUUUCUCACCGACAGUGCUGUCGGCUUCACGUGUUAAAAUGCUAUUGUUGCGUGUAGCUGCAGCCUACUACUUCGCAGUUGUUUGCCUCUUGGUUCUAAUUCAGCACAUGAUCGGUUUAGCGAAGCGGACACAGAGCAACUUCCCUUUUCAUUGGCUAUUUGUAUAGCCUACCAAAACAUGGCAGAAUGACAACUAUCGAAAAGCAUAUUGACCAUGUUUUACAUCGAGGGAAAUUAGUUUUCGAUAUCAAUAUCGUUUUACCGCCCAGCCCUACCACAUGUGUAUAAAAAGUGCCCACUCAUGCUUAAUUUAUUGCAUUGUAAGUAUUGACUGAAGAAAGUGAGUAAAGCUAGAAGGUUUUAAUCUAUUCUUGGAUGUGAAAUGAAUGAAUAAAUCAACCAGACAGUCGUAGUUAAACAGUGACAUUUCAUAACAAUUGUUAUCUUAAUACAUGUUCCAAAAAAGCUGGUCUAAACUGGACUUUUUGUUUUGUAUUACAAAGACCCCAAAUUAAGAUAAGAUAUGGCAAGGUCUGAUUCAGCCUUUAUGCACCAUGACCAAAACAUUUUACAGCAAGUAGAUGUGGUAAGGAAAAAAAUGCCUUUGACAGGCAGAGACCCCAGGCAGAACCAGUUGAACAGCCAUCUACUGAAACUAUGUACUGUAACAAAAGUAGGACAGAGUUAGAUGCAGAAAAAGAAAUGGAAUAGACAGACUUUAUCAGAAUACAUUUGUGCCAAAGAUGAGAGAAAUAUUGUUGUAGCCUUCUCCCUCAUUAUCAAACAUACAACAAUUAGCUUGUUUCAGUAUUUAUGUGAUUCACGUCACACAGUAUGACCACGGCCCAGCAACUCAAAUGAAGGUGUUAUCUGAGAUUUGUGUAGUCAGGCCAGCCACCAUUCUGUGCUUACAUAGAGGGAUCCUGAAUUUUCAUUGACCACAUUUGCAUGUAAGACAUUUGUAUGAGGGUGAUAAUAACACACAUCCACUGGUGGAGGAGAGCACUGAGUUUUUCUUUUCACUCAUACAGUUAAAAGCAUUUUCACAGAGGCUUAUGUCGCUUCCCCUUUUGUUUGGGCAUGGGGAUGCACAAGUAAACAGGUUUUGCUUGCACACAGGUAGUUCCUAUUAAAACGGAUCAGUUUCCAGAAUAACAAGUGUAACUAAAGAUUUGAUUUAGGUUUAAAAAAAUUAAAAAGGAUCUCUUAAGUUAGGGUUUUUUUUACACUGAGACAAAUACUUAAAUAAUGACUGCACAAGAUUUGAAAAAUGAAGGUCAACUCAUGUGUGUACAAAAAAAUAAUGAUGUUGGAGGUAGGUGAUAUACUACUGUCCUGUUUUUGGAUGGACGUCUAAGGGUACACAUCUAUUUCACCAAUGAAAUUGCAAGUUUGUCCAUUGAUGAGGUCACCAUAUCUAUUAAAAUGCCUCGUCACCAAUCACAUGAGAGAUUGAUGUGAGGGACAGGUGGGGUCUGACCAUGAAAGAGGUAUCUUGUAAGCAGCAUACUCAUUAUAACCCCUCAGACAUACGACCUUAAUUUUUGUGGUUUUGUAACCCCCACCACUUUAAUUUAAUAAGGUAACUCUCAAGCACUUUUUAUUUACUUAUGUUUUCUAAAGUGAUGCUCUGAAAAAAGUUGCACUGAGACCAAGUGAGACCAAAUCACAUGGGUCAGUUUUACAAGAGAAGGAAGUAGUUGUGCCCCAAAGCAAAAAGGACUUGAAGUGCAAGCAUUCAUUUAUUGCCAAACACACAAAGCACAAGCCUCAGACACAAAAGCACAGGCCUUUAUUCACGGUCCAUCAGGACGCCACAAAAGGGUAAUUCUCGGUCUUUAGUCUUUUUGUUUUUGUUUCUUUAAGCCUCAGUAAAGGAUGACUCAAAGCUUUGUGUGACCUUUCAACCACCUUCAUGUGGUUCACAGAAUACCUUUGCUGCACCCAUAGACUGUAUAUAGAAUAGUAUAGUAUAUACAGUCCAUGGCUGCACCUUUUGCUUUUUUGUUUAACCUGGAAGAAUGUGUUUAUUCUUCUCUCUGAAUUUGCUGUAAAUUAACAGUCAUUUAUCUUUGCCUAAUAACCGCAACUACCCUAGGAAUGUUAGCUGUCAUUCACACCGCCUGGUGAUGUUAUUCUCUACCUCACUAUUCUUGGCACUUAAAAAGGAGAAAUGUGUGGCCAGUUUCCUUUAGUUGAUCAGGAAACUAAAGAACGUAUUAAUGUCCGUGAGAACUGGGUAGUGGGCAGGACAGGACACAACCAUAGUGUGUAAAGGUGUGUGAUUGUGGGUCUGUGACUGCAGUACAUUGUUGAUGCCUCAAAAACAUUGCAUGGUAUUGUUAGAGCUGUUUAAAAUAGUUUUGGAGUCCAGUUCACACCUCACACUGCUUGUUGAUCAUGUGGCAGUGAGAUGUUUUUCUACUUCAUAAACAUGUCAUCAAUCAAUCUGUAUUUUUAUAGCUCCAGUUAACAAGUGUUACCUCAAGAGGCUUAACAAAAAAGCUGAUCUAGCCCAUACUCUUCAUGAUAUUUAGGAAGACCCAACAUAAAGAUGGGAUAAGAUUGAGUCUGAUUUCAUCCUCAUCCAUGGGGGUGAAACACUGAAGGAUUUAGCUAGUUACAGUGGCAACAAAAAACCUUCAUUUUAACAGGCAGAAACCUUGAGCAGAACCAGACUUAUGUAAGAGUUGUCUACCGCUACUGCAGUGGGUUUGGAGAGGGGAUAGAGGGAUGCUCAAUAGACUCUUAUCUGCACCCACUUUUGUAUGGAUGCUUUUGAAUCUCUAGGUUUGUUGUAUAUAGCUCAGCUUGAUUGGCCACUUACAUAAACACACAAGGAUGCAACUCACCAUUUUUAAUGGACCUAAACAAAAUAGGCAUUACUGCAGUUAACAAGAAAACCAAAGUCAAACAAGCAAAAGUGUGGAAUCAAUACCAAAACUAACGUCAAACAAAUGUGACUAUCAGCAUUAUACUAACCAGGGCAGAAAGUGAAAGAGACAGUAAUACUGUUUCCAGCUGAGUCACACAUUGCUGAAUAGUUGACUCUACACAGACAGGGGCUGCCAACAAUCCAGCUUGUAGUCAAAACAGGCUUCCUGACAUUUGAUAGAACCGUACGUACUGGACUUGAGUGGGUUGAGACUCAGCCUGGACUUUGUUUUUUUUUUUUUUUGGAUAUACAAUAGAUAAAUCUAUAUUGGUUUGCAUUUAUCAAAGUACCAAAGAAAUGCGUUGAAGUCUUUCUUUGUAAGGUUGUUUAUUGCUUAAACUGAACAAAUGCCUGACGUGAUUGUCAUCUAAACAAUAUGAUGAACAGAGGACAAGCUGAGCCCCCAGGUGGAGCAGCCUUUUCCCAAGACUCGUUCAAAACAAUUAAAGCAAACCAAUUAGUUUUCACUACAGACUGUACGGGGUAGUCCAAGCUGUUCUGGGCCACAUUUGCUCAGGGGAAUUUGGUGUUACAUGGCACGGCCAUGGUAAAAGCAUGUCAUAGCGUCUCCGCGUAGUUCUAAAAAAUAAUCUUCUCAUAAAAGUAUAUACAGUAAGUUGCAGAUGUAAUGUAGUAAUAGUUCUGUGACUUUUAUUUGGUCAAAAGGGCAUAUGCAUGGCUGACGGUUUGAGAAGCCUCUUAAGUUUAGGUCACUUGAACACUUCUCUCUCUCCCUCUCUCCCCAAACACACGUUCUGGCAGUGAAUAGAAGAACCCAAACAACACACAACUUAAUGAGAAAAGCUUUUUUGAACAUCAUUUAAGACAAAACAACAAAAAGGUAACUCAUAUCUAACUGUGGGUUUCAGUGUGUUUGUGCCCUGUAUUGGGUGUGAUCUUUUACUGUGAUGGUAAGAAAAUACUGUUAUCUGUCCAAAAGUUGUAAGAUGCCAAGUUAACAUCGUCUGGGUGUUGAGAUAAGUAUGAUGCACAAGCAUAAAGAAAACCUUGGCCGUCUGAAAUUACACCCGCUUCUUUAACCAAUCAUUUGAUUAGCAACCAGGGGGUGAAAAAAAGUGUAUAUGACUUGUAUUUAAUUUCUAAAGUUUGCCUGCAGCUCUAUUCAUUUUGCUGGCGGUGGCGGGGUUUAUGACCUAUACUGCAACCAGUCACCAGGGAAUAGAAUAGAAUAGAAUAGAAUAGUCCUUUAUUGUCAUUGUAACCAGUACAACGAAAUUAAAAAAGUGCAGGGGUCGCUGUUCUUGCUGUGGCUUCAUCCAGCAAGGAUGCAAAUGAUGUCAAUUCUAUAUAUAGUCUAAGUAAAUAACUGACAAAACUUUGCUGUGUUAGAUGUAACACUAGCCCUUAAUAAACCAUAUUCUAACAGCAGCCAUCUUGUGACGUCAUGUUCAGGUCAGAAAAGUCAUACUGUGAUGAUGUAUUAUGUCCAUGUAGAUUCUCAUUCAUGGUUAUCUUGAAGACUCCAAAAACAGGCAACUGGACUGUGUAGAGUUGAGAAACUCUGCACAGUCCAGUUGCCUAUUUUUGGAGUCUUCAAGAUGAUGUAUUAUAGUGUUCAAGGUCAUAAACUGAAUAAACCUCAACAACCUGAUCAUUUGUGGUCAUUUCACAGCUCCCUGAUCGAUAAGCAGCCACACAGACAAGAGGCAGAGAUGAUCAGGAGAGGGAGUCAUAUCUUAAGUAAAAAUAAACCAAACAAUUAGAUAGCCCUUUAGUGAACAUCAUAAGAAUCACUGCUCAGUCAUUCUGUGCAGUUCAGGAUGGGAGUCUUGUUUCAACAUUGGGAUGAUUGCCUCAAUCUAGUUGUGUAUUGUUUUGUUUCUUAAUCCUCUGAAAUCCUAACUGCUGAAAAACAGAUACAGAGGAUCAAUGUCAAAGACUUCAGGUUUCUACUGAAGGCAAAAAGCCCCACACCAACUACAAAGAAAAGAUAUUGUUACCUACUAUUUGGCCCAAGUAAACAUAAUAUUAAAAUUACACCUGUGUGGUUAAAAAGUCGGAGAAAACAAGGGUUCAAGAUUGGCAGAGAACCUCUACAAACAUUCCUCAGAGGUUACUGUAGAUCAUAGAGCUCAAGGCUCACAGUGAAUUUCUACCAUCAAACAUACAAUUGAAGCUGUCAUCAUACAGGUCUGCUGUCUGCAUCAAGAGGGAAGUUGGAAAUGUCUGAGUCUUGAAGUAAACUUUGCUACCAGGUAGUUGCCGUUGCGCACACUCCUCUGGAAUGAGGCAGACUCAGAGCAGGAAUGUAGGGCAGACUUGGGUUAGAUAAAGAUUGAGGCAGGUUAGUACAGGAGGGUGUGGUAGGGCUGUGACAUGAACAUGAGGUGGGAUACGAUUGAAACAGCAGGGGUAGGCCACAGACAGUCUUUCUAUCUAUUUUGUGGAGUUUUCAGGACACACUAAACCAGUGGUUCUCAAGUCCAGUCCUCAAGACCCACUGUCCUGCAUGUUUUGGAUGUUUCCCUGCUCUAACACACCUGAUUCAAAUGAUCAGCUCGUUAUUAAGCCAUUCCAGAGCUUGAUAACGAGCUGAUCAUUUGAAUCAGGUGUGGGGGGCUCGAGGACUGGACUUGAGAACCACUGCACUUAACUGUUGCUGGUACACACUUGAUGCAAUCAGAGUGAUGGUCUGUUGUGAUUGGUUGUUAGGGUUUGGGCUGAACAGUGGAAGCCAAUCAACAAAUUAAAGAAUCAAGUGGCCUGAUGAGGAUAGCAGCAUUUUUUUCAAUGCUUUAGUGUACUGUAUGUGGAUGUGAAGGAGGCAAGUCAGUGGGUUGAACCAGAUCUCACAGGCCCCUUAAUGGUAAUGGGGCCCCGAACAGCCGCAUACCUAGCUAAUGCGUCAGGGCCAGCUCUGCUCUUUAGUUGGUGUAAGGUUUGAAAGAGAGGCCCAAUUUCUCCUGACUCUUUAUCUCAAGUAUGCCUCAAAGUCACAAAACAAUGGAUAUUCAUUUCCUGUCAUGUAAUUCAGGAGCAGCUUUUUUAAGGGAAACACUUAACAGUAAACUCUAAGGGUGGGAUGAAAACUUCAAGACAGCAUUUGGUGAAAUUAUCGUUUUUAACAGCAAUCAAGGCAGUACAUCAGUGUGGAGCUACAUCAUAAUCAGUUCAGUACCAAAUAUCUCCAUUUGCUUCACAUGUGUGCUUACAGUAAAACCAUAUUCACUCUCACUUUAGUUAUCUCUCUGUUGUUCUCCCUUUUAGCAGUGUUCCAAUGUAAUUUGAUGUGAUUAGUCAUUGAUUUGAUGGAUAUUAAGCCCCUUCACAUCUUGAUCACACUGUCUUUGUGUGUCAUUAAACAGCUUCAACAUGCACAUGGAUUGUAGAAAAUGACUGUUACUUUUAAAUAAUAAAAACAAAGUCACAAGUCUUCAUUGCUACAUAUAGUGACUGAGGCAUAGAUAGACACAAAGGUACGAGUUCAUAAUAGCUACCGGCUAAAGUCAGAUCAUGUAAAAAGCUUCAUAUAUCAGUAACUGUACUCCAUAGCCAGCAAUGGUAUUUUAAAAAAGGCACAUUUUUGUCGUGGUACAACUCACUUAAAAUGUUUCCAGAUGCCAUACAGUGAUUGCCCUUAAUAUGUGUAAAUUUGAGGAUUUAUAACUCUAAGAUGAGAGUAAAUUAGGUGACUUUUACAGUGCUUACGUAUUGUUCUUGCUGUUUACUUAUUUUUUGAAUUCAUACCCUCACACUCAGAACUGAACUGACAUUUACACAAGAUGAUUGACUUGUUAAAACGUUACAAAAUGGACCUGCACUGCUUUGCAUUUGGUGGCCAGUCAUAUAGUUAAUAAUUGAAGCUGUCUUAAAAGUCGAGUAUAAAUCUUGUCUCCUCUCCCGUCAUGAAUCCAAUCUCAUGACCUGUCUAGUCUCAUGAGCUGAGUUGCUUAGUCACACCCUUAGUAAAUACUAAAGGCCUGAAGCGGGUAACCUGAUGACAUGAAAGUAAGGGGAUCUUCAUGUGGAACAAUUAGUAGAAUAAUCCUUUAGUGAUUUAACUUUUCCCAAACUUGCACAAAAGAGGGUUUGGGGAUCUCUCUGAUAUAGUAUAGUAGCUAAUCAUUUGCACUUUGAGAAGAUUAUGUCAAAUCUACUAUUGAUUUAAGGAAGAAGCUCAUCAGUGCAGAGGCACAUAUUUACACAAAAUUUCAAGUUAUCAGCAGUGAACGGGCUUUAACUGUCUUAACAGAGUAGAAAAUGAUUACCUCCACCCCAUCCUGGUUCAUUUUCAUGUCACCAACUGAGAAAAUGUCAGCACUCCCAGAUGGGUUCAUUAAGCUCUGACGAUGAGUGGACUGUGCAUUAGGCAUGGGGGUUGGGAGGCAGGGAAGGCAUUAUAGCCCCAUUUAUCACCCCCAUAACUAUUUAUUUAUUUAUACAGCACUGCAAAGUGCACCUGAGCUCUUCCGCAGAGAGGCAUAUGCAGGAAACACAGGUCAGGAUAGGAAGGGGUUAAAAAUAAUUCCCAAGAGCGGUGAGAAGAGGCGCAUCAAUGCAAGAAGGAAAACUGUUGAAAGGAGAAUGGUGUGAUGAAUGGGGCUGCUGCUUAGCAAAUACUCACAGGAAGUGGGAGACUCAUACAGUAGCUGGAUGGCUUGGUGGAUGGCUAGCAGGGAAGAGGAGUUCCUUGGGGACUGGAAAUUACUGUAGUGUUUGGCCGGUCUGGAGGUUGGUGAAUGGGUAGGAAGUGAAGAGAAGACGAGAGAGGGGCUAGAAAUGCUACUUAGUCAGAGUAAUUAUCAACUCACAGGAACGAAUUAGUACAAAAAGAGUUAAAGGGUUUCUGUAGUCUUCGUAAAAGUGAUUAAGGACUUCUCUACGGUGGCUGCUGAGUAGAUGGAGGCCAGAGGUCUUCCUGGUUGGUGAUUUCAUAAUUAGAUCUGUUGAAGUCCCAAACGAAAUUACUUACCAUCUUCCUGGAGCAAACAGUCCUAGACAUGGUCAAAAAGAGAAUCAGUACUUUCCUAGCUGAAGAGAUGGAGUUACUCUGUCUGAAGUCUCCUGGCUCUCUACAGCAACCAGACUUCAUGGGGAGGAGUGAAUCUCAGCUAGCAGUGAACAAAAGAAAGAACAAGGUCCACAUGAGUAGUACAAGUUCAAGUAACCAAACAUUUGUAUUCUCAACUUGCUGCAUUAUAAUGAACUUUUUUGAAGUGCUCUUGGGUCAUAUGUUUUGCAUAUGUCAUUUCAAGCACAUGAAGACAUAGUUCCUGCUUUAUAGUAGGAUUUGCACACUUUUUUGAGUAAGGGAUAGAACAUGGAAAGCACACAGACAUUUUCAUCUAGAUAUUUUGAUUCUCUGUGUUUAUGUGGUUUGUUUUGCUGUGAAAUGCUUUUUAAAUGAUGGUUCAUUUAUUAUUAUUUUUAACCUCUCCAUCUCUGCUCUCAUUUACUCUUCAGAUUGGACUGAUGUCUGUCACUGUGUUCCCCGUGCGUUUGCUGUUGGUGUCUUUCCUCAUGCUGCUAGCAUGGCCCUUCGCCUUCGCAGCAUCCCUGGGACGCUCAGAAUUUGUUCUUGAACCACAGUCAUGGUGGAGGAGGUGCGUGUUUUCGUGUGAACUACAUAUUAUCAGCAUUUUUUUUUUAUUUUUUAUUUUGAAAGUGUGUUAAAUUGUUACUAAGAUACCUAAGAUCACAGAUCAUAGAUUAUAUGAUAAAGAGAGCCAGACAAACAUCCCUUUAUCAACUUGAGACUAAUAUUUGUUCAUUAAUCAUAGGUGCGGCCACUUAUUCACAUCCACUAAUUUAAUUUAAUGAAGCUUUACAGCCCUAUUUAUUCUAAUAAACAUGUCUUUAAGAUGUUAUUGUACAUGAAACAAAUACAGAUAUGAAAAAAUACACUUAUUUUGGAAGACUUUUUAGCUGUAGUGUAAUGAUCAAAAUUUGUAAAGGGGUGUCAAGUACUGAAGCUAAAGGUACCCUGGCCAGACAGCAGAGGAUACAACUAGGCAUGUUAUUUUUACACCUCAAGAAGCUAAAACCUACAUUUCACAUCAGCUGUUUGUGUACCCCUCCCCAGGUUUAUAGAUGUGUGUCUUCGUGUCAUCAUGCGGGCUAUGUGGUUUUGCGGGGGUUUCCACUGGAUCAAGGUAAAAGGGCAACAGGCAACGCCCACUGAAGCUCCCAUUAUCACUGUGGCUCCUCACUCCUCUUACUUUGAUGCUAUCCCAGUCACCAUGACCAUGUGCUCCAUCGUCACCAAACUGGAGAGCAGGAGCAUUCCCAUCUGGGGCAGUGAGUAUUAUACCUUUCUGUAACCACUGUAACCCACAGAUUAAGCCAAGAACUCAAAUUUUGAUACCUAAAAUUACAAUCAUACGGUCUUGACACAAAGUAAAACAUAUCUGACAUACUAGCUUAAAGAUUUAUAAUUUGAAUACUAUAGGGUGACCAUAUUCUGUCCCCAAAACGAGGACACUACUUUGUGGGGCAGAGUCGCACGUAGUAAAUUUUGAGGGUUUUUCAGGUGGGGUCGAGUGUUUUUUACGCGCUUCUAACUCAGUUAGUCCACGCUACACAAACUCAAAACUUCCUUACAAAACCCCGAAAAUUUGAAGGAUUUUAUAAAUCCCCCCGGACAGCCCUCCAAAAAGAGGACAUGUCUGGGUAAAAGAGGACUAAUGGUCAUCUUAAAUUAUAUAAAUUGGGUUGAGAAGACCUUCUAAAAUAGGAACUACAGUGCCCGGAACACUCAGCGUUCAGUCAUAAGAACAAAAUUGAGCUAUGUUUCGCUGUUCAUUUAUACAGCAUUUGAUUGAUGGAAGUGACCCAUGAUUAUUAUGACUGCUCAACAUGCAGCUCUCUUGCUCUGGAGAUUUGGUAUCCAUCCCAUUUCUUUUAAAAUCAUACAAAUUCCCCAUUGUCAUACACCUCUUUAUAGUCCUAAAUGAUCUUUAGAUUGGUCACUAUUUUAAACUUAAAGAUGUUUUCAUAGUAGUGCAGAUGUUUGUGUCAUUCCUUUUGUUCUGAAAUGUACUCAUGAACUUUUUCUUCCUCUCCCAGCUUUGAUCAGCUACAUCAGGCCAGUAUUUGUGUUUCGGUCUGACCAGGAUUCAAGGCGAAAAACUGUUGAAGAAAUUAAGCGGAGAGCCCGAUCUGGAGGCAAGUGGCCUCAGGUAACAUCAGCAUGAUACAGCAGUAGUCACAAAAGCCAGUACUGCUCUGAAAUGAUUUCAUACCAGUAUAGUGCAAUGUCUGAAACAGAGUUCACACUAUGUAAGGCCAUUUAACACCAAUGAUCAAACGCCAGAGAUUUGUGUGAUGUCAAACAUGUGCCUCAAAAUGUUUGUUCUUUUUUUCAGAUCAUGAUAUUCCCUGAGGGGACUUGCACCAACAGAUCAGGUCUUAUCUUAUUCAAGGCUGGUAUGUAUUCAGUCCACUUCCUGUAGGCGUCAACAAUAACCGUAUUUGUGUGCUUGUGUGGGUUUACAUAUAAGGACGUUUUUUUUUGUCUCUUUAAAUGUUCAAAUUUACUUUUUUUUUGUCUCUUUAAAUGUUCAAAUUUACAUUUUUUUUUUGUCUCUUUAAAUGUUCAAAUUUACAUUUUUUUCUAAAGAGUAUCAGAUUCAUAAUGACAUUUAAAAGUGAAACCUAAUUUUCAAAUUCAACACACGGGAUCUCUGCGUUGGCCUAUAAUCACAAAUAACAGCAUACAUGAUCUAGAAAACAUGUUUGUAAGGUUGGUCAGAGUUAUGGUUCCGUAUAUUUUCAACCAGGGGUUGUUUGUGUGUCAUCAGAGAGGCGAUGUGUGAUCACUUUGUUCUAUGUUUAAUCAAGUAUGCCAGGAACUGUGAAUGAUCAUUUAUGAAUGAACCUGUCUACAUCGCUGCCAAAUCCAGGUGGAGGUGUCCGUGUCAAUUCAUUUUCCGUCAGCCCUCUAGUUUCUCGCUUGUACUUGACAUGCCAACAGGACACAUAACUGCUGCGCGCAAACAUUUUUGGUCUUGUUUUCAGCUCACAUGUGUGUCAGAGUGUGAAUGUGUGUGUGUGUGUGUGUGUGAACAUGCUCUCAGCCAUUGUUCCUCGCCUGUUCUGUCUAAUCCCCUGUCUUCCUAUUUGUAAUUCUGUUAUUCUUAGUUCCCACAUUAGCCGCAUGCUGUCCUCUUUUGGUUGUGUAUGUGAUUGAGUUUGGACGUGCACAACAUGUGCAUGUGUGUGUUUUUCCAGCAUGAUCUGCCUGUUGUUUGUAACCAGUCUUCUCUGGAUUGGUCUCCUUUUGUUAGAUCUCUUCGUUGGCUCCCACAAGGCCCAAAAAUGUGCGUGUGUGAUGCUGCCUGUGCAUGAUGUGUGCAUGAUGUUUUGAUGUUUUUAUCUUUUAAAGGUCUUUAAAGAGCUGUGGCUUUGAUGGUUUUGUUCAGUGGGUGGGGACAGUGAUCUCUUUUUCAUCUCUUUUUUUGCCAUCAGACCAAUAUGUGCAGCCAAUGUUGAUCUAGUUUCUAAUUUCUCUUUGACCAUUGAGGUUUGAUAUGAUCAGUUCGCCAGUAUUUUGGUCCCCUCUUAAACAAAACGGGUCUUGCUUUUGGUUGAAAUGAUGUUUUAACUCCUCCAUGUUUAUAGAUCUUCUAUUAGAUUGAGAUUGACACUGGACUGCUCUUUAUGGACAUAUAAUUGGGCGUGUUGUGGAAAUAUGUGUGGACAACAGUUUAUAAGCUGUCACCUGUGUACCUUCAAAGCAGUUUGCCUUUGCAGAAAAGAGGACAUGUGUAACAAAAAAUAUAAAACUGUGUGUUCAUUUUCUUCAUCUCUGUGGUUUCAGUUUCCUUUCAACGUGUUUUUGUUUUGGUCUUCAUCAACAAAACAGAAUAAAUGCUGAUUUUAACUAUGUAAGGUACAUAUAAAGAUUAAAGUCUAUAACUGUGUUUCCUCUGGAUGAUGCUCAAAUGUUUGCAUUAUACAGUUUGCAGUUUGUUGCUGUUCUUUAAGUCUUAAAUAUCUGAAUCCAAAUUUCAUUACAUAUUCUAUUCUUUACUUUGUAAAACCUAAAUAUUGGCUCCAGUAGGGUAUUUUUUUUUACAUCAACAUUGUCUGUAGCUCCUAUCAGCUAGACUGUCAUUAUCUAAGAGGCGGUACUUUACUUUUGUCAUAUUUUGAAAACAAAUAUUAAGUUAAAAUGUUGAAUGUCAAUGAACAAAGCUUCAGACUGUGGGGUUAAUGUUUGUUGAAAUUAUCUCUAGUUGGGUCUACAGGCGGCUCUGAAUGGCUUGUUCAGUAAGUCAUGAGAAUUCAGUGAGAUUUGAUAUUUAUACGCUUUUGUGAGAGGACUGGAGAUCACUGUCGGGGAAAUGAGCUUUACUUUUAUCUGAACUACUUUAUGGCUCAGUCCGAUACUGUCUCUGCUAUGUUGGAGCCAUUUGAAAUUUUCACAAAAACCUGGUGUCAGAACUAUAAAGUCCUGUGUCAACUAAUGAUAUGGGCAUUCGAUGGUUAAAGAUAUCAUGCAGAUAAAUAGUUUGUUCUUCUUCAAUGGAAUUGUGAAUCAUUUACCCUUCUUUGUCUCCUUAAGGUGCUUUCAUACCUGGACUUCCAGUACAGCCUGUGGUGCUACGAUAUCCGAACAAACUGGUAAAAUCACAUUCUUUAAAUCUUUAUCAGUCAAUCUUUUGCCCACCAGUAACCUUGAAGAUAAAACACUCAACCUGACUCCAUGAAUACACUAAGUGCACAUACCUGCACACACCUGUGAUGUCAUGGCUUCUCUUGUGUUGAAUGACCUCAUGUCCUGCCGGGAUGAUAUUUCAUCCCCCCUCUUUUCUCUCUCUCCCUCUCACACACACAGGUGUCACGUCUUUCUCGAUGCACUUUUCGAUGCUCUCAUGAAUUAGUGAAAAUAUGAAACAACUCUUAUUAUGUUAUUCUCGUUCCCCUUGAAAGCUCUUGACACGGUUUUUAACUUAAAGUGACAAUGUGGUAGACUGUCGGGUUAUACGGCCGGGCUUCCUAUGACGUCACGCCUCCUGUGUUCACAUCCAAUAUGUUUCAGUCUUUAAUAUUUGGCUGUUUAGAGAAAAAUAUCCACCAAUUAGGGAUUUUUUAAUGCAGCAAAUUAAAAUGGACACAGCUUCUAAAUUUUCAAAAAAGGAUAACACAUACAAAGAGGUAUACCUUUUAACCCUAUUAUUAUGAAUACAUUGUUAACAUUACAACCCACGUUUCAAAGUAUGUGAAAGAAACACCUGUAUGAUUAACUGAAGAGUGCAGUUAAGGUCAGGUUUGUGACAUCUGUUAUUAGAGCAGGAUUCUUGUCAUUGACGGUUCAGUCCGUGCCUGCCGAUGAUACGAUGAAGGUAAACAUUGCUGUGAGGAGGAGUGUAAGCAGUUCGGUAUGUUAUACCUUUGCUCUUAAGAUCAACUCAUGUCACAGAGAUCAGGAUUUCCUGAAACUCUGGUUUGAUGUCUUUAUGUAAGCUUUAGCCAAAUGUCAGAGUCAAAAUGUGCAGGAAUGGAGCUAGUACAGUAGCUUGGUGUUCAAUGCUGAUACUGCACCUCCUUACAAGAUGAGCAGAAAGAUUGGUUGUGUUGCCAGUGUAUUUGAAUAACACAUUUGCAUACUCUGCAAACAGCAACUUAUGUGUCAAGGACACUUCCCGCUCAACCAAAGCCCAAAUGUUUACACUGGAUUCAAAACCAGGUGGUUUGAUAAUUUCCUGUUUGUUGUGCUUCUUUCUGCUAAAAGCUGUUAUAGCACUGCUGGCACAUGUCCAGAACAGCACCACCGGUAGAUUAACCCCAAUGUACACUUAAUAUUACCUUUUCUUUUAAAGUGUAGAAAUACCUUAAUUUGAAACAAACAUUUGUCAUGUUAAAUAUACAAUGUAGUUUCUCAGUAUCCAUACAAUCAAUGAUUGCUCUGCUAGAACAUAAUUAAUCACCUCACCCCAUACAGAAGUGGACAUCUACCUUUUGACACAGGUGGAUCAUGGGAAUAAGAAACACAUUUUAAAUAAAGCAAAUUUUACUUUUAUUUAACGUCUCCUUCCUUCCCAGACUAAAAAGAUAUUCAGAAAUUUAAGUAAAUUUUAGACAGUAUAUUUUACUUUCACUAGAGUAGAUCACAGACUUGGAGAUUUAUUUCUACUAAAGAAAAUCAUAUCAUCCACUGCUAUAUGUUAGUACACUUUCUUGAGAGCGCUACACAAACUCUGUUGUGUAAACUCAGUGGUAACUCCUUUAUACUCUGUUUAAAGUAAUGAUAUGUCACAGAAAUGAACUGCUCAGAAUGAAAGUUUACAGUGAUUUGAUAUCUGUAGUAUCAAUAGACACUUCAGUUGCACUAAUCAGAUAUGGUAUGAUAAGACAUGUGGAGUACUGUCAUAAUUGUAAACAACACAAUGCCACAAAAAGAGAACUCAUGAAACAGCAUCUCAUAGAAGGACAGAGCAACUGUGAAAACGCUUUAAUAUGUUGGGUUUUUGUUUUUAAAAUCAGCCGUUUUCUCAUUUCCCUCAUUUUUACAGGAUACUGUUUCAUGGACGUGGCAAGGCCCUGGAGCGUAAGUGUUUGUCUCUUUACACACUACACCUAAACUGUGAAAUACACAUGUGCUUUGCUCCUUUGCAACAAACUACUGACAUGUUUUCUAGUAAGAUGCAACCAAGAAAACCCCCAGUUUAUUCACUUCUAUGUAAAGUCAUGUCUCCAUGACUUCAUAUCUUUUUAUAUGAACUCCUAUUUCAAACAUACACAAAACAAACCCUCCUCUCUCCAGGUUCAAGAUCCUCUGGCUCACCCUGUGCCAACCUCACAAUCCCAUGGAAAUAGAAGUAAGUAUGCUCUAGCUCACAGAAGUCGGUUGAACAUGAUUUCUUUCUGUUCGCCCCGAUCUUCUUUCCUGAUGAAGAGAGAUGUCAGGCGGUAUCUAAAAAGAGGAUGUCUGUUUAAUGACUCUCUCCUCAGUACUUGCCGGUUUACACACCAUCAGAGGAAGAGAAAGGAAACUCUGCCCUGUUUGCCAACAACGUCAGAAAGCUCAUGGCCAAGUAAGUGUGUCAGCGGAAUUGUAUAAGAGUCUUGGAUAAACACUAGAUUGUCUGCACAUGUUUAAAUGCUUGUCUGUAACAAGGAAGUCCAUGAAGGUCCUGACAGACUUCUUCUCUAUGUCUUAAAAGAGUGCUGAGGCUGCCGCUCACAGACCUGUCCUUUGAUGACCGUGAUAUCAGCCUGUCACAUGGGCCCCUGCAAAUAUAUAACCUCUGCAGCCUCCUCGAGUUCAACCAACUGGCAUGUCGAUUAGGGUGAGUGGGAAAUGUUUAGACUAGGUAGACUGGGUACAGGAAGGAUGUUCUCCCAGACUUGAAGGCAUAAAGAUGGAUAAACACUGACACCUAUAGGUGACAGUGUAGUAACACUGAAAAAUAAUUCACCCCAGGUUUUGUAUUCUUUAAAGAGUUUUGUAUGAAGUCUCCAAAGUUUUUUUUAACCCUGUGAGUACAACAAUGUCAAAGACAACCAAGGGAAAUUAUUUUCACCUUCUUUGCUAACAAAUCCAAUAUGUGGGCAGUUAAGUCAUGAAAUUAUUAGUAUUCUUACCAACCAAUAAAAACAUGCCUUACUUGAUUUUAGGAAACCUUCAUGUAGUCAUGUAUGGGAGCAUCUGAGGCUCAAAACUAGAUUAAGAUUACCACAAGGCCUUUUAAACUAACAAUUGUCGUACUAAGCAGUCAAAGAUGCUGAAAAUAAAGAUUUCCUUGAUCAUAGAUAGUUUUUAAAAGAGAAGCAUCGUAGCUCUGUGGUCAGUACUGUCUGGCAGUAAUCCUAGUGUGUAGAGUUUGUUGACACAUUUGACAGGCCAGCGUUAGCGUCGUUGUGAGACAUUUAGACCCUAAAAAAGUCGUAAAGUGUGUUUCUCAUGAGUAUCCCUUAAGACUGUUACCUGCUUUGUUCAUGAUCUGCGUGUAAACGUUUCUAGAUUUAUGUUAGAGAAUGUGAUGAGCUGUAUUUUCAUUUAUGUCAUGGGUGGUACACUAACCCCAUAAUUUCAUUGUAUAUUCCCAGUCUGAGAGCAGAAUCUACACAUAAAUUCCUGGAUGAACAGGCCAGAAGAGCCAGAAAGUUGCAGGGAGACAGGCUGGAUUUGAAGGAAUUUGCCCAAUUCCUCAACCUGCCAGUUACAGACACACUUACACAAGUCCACAGCCUCUUCGACAAGGUGAGCACUCAGUGAUUGACUUUUUUAAGGAACUAAAACAAUACAUGCAAACCUCUGCUUACUAAGAUCAUUUUGUCUACAGCAUGGAGAUGGACUGAUAGACAUCAGACACUACAUUAUUGCUCUGUCUACCAUUUACCGACCAUCGAAGUCAAUGGAGACCCUCAAGUUAGCCUUCAAGGUGAGGACAUUAACCACUAAAUCUUCUUAGUCCUAAAUUGUAAGUCAUUCAAACAUGAAAAAAAUGUUUUCAUGCAGAUGUACGAGAGUGAAGAGGAUGGGCAAGUUCUCGAAGACGAUUUGGCCUCCAUCUUGGAAAUAAUGUUAGGAGUUGAAGAAGUGGAGCUUUCUGUUUUGUUUUUAUCACUUGAUGGACCGGACACAGGAAAGAUCACAUAUGGUAAGAUCCAGCGUAAAGUUGUCAUCAAUGAUCUUUCAUUGUUCAGAUCUACAAAAUGAAAUGUACACAUGCUAUUUUUGUACAUGUGAAGUAUACUUGAAGCCCUCUUAAAAAUGACUCUCAGCAUCUGUCACUAUCACUAGCUAUACCAGUCUGUCUGUUGAUCUAGAUAGAUAUUAUCAGGUAAUAGAUUUUACAUAUCUAUGUGCAUGUGUACGUACGUGUGUGUGUGUCAACGGUUUCACCAUUUCAGUUUGUUAACUCAAUAUCACCAAGUGUUGACAUUGAAAAACUGUCCCUCUUUUUUCCCCUUGUCAAGAUAAACUUCGACACUUUAUAGAGCAGCAUCCAUUCUUCAUCCAGGAUUACCUCGAUUUUAAAAACCAUCCUCGCAAAUCUUGCUUCGGUAAACCUCUGAGCUGUAACGGUGAGAGCCACAACAAAGACGUCUGA